Molecule: messenger RNA, 1467 nt
Organism: Parnassius mnemosyne (clouded apollo)
Lineage: Eukaryota; Metazoa; Arthropoda; Insecta; Lepidoptera; Papilionidae
Source: the annotation of a GenBank genome assembly
AUGUCUCCGAAGUGUCCAGUGCCUCCCCUUCAAGACAUAACACUGUCUCUAGUUGGUAGACAAUUGAUACAUGCUCUGUCUCGCGUUACUUCUGAUGAAGAUGUCGCUCUGCCGUUCGCAAUGGUGUCCUCUUACUACGAAAUCAUGGGAGCUACAAACGACAUAUUUCAAGAUCUUUUAAAUCUGUUAUUGAGCUCGGAAUAUCUCGAACCGUCUAUAAGAUAUUUAUCAAUGAAGCUUUUGUUGAAGGAGAACGUCAAGAGUUUAGCGACAGGAAUAUUCCCUUGCCCCUAUUACAGGAAAGUUCUUGAACUAAUUACAGAACAGGGGCGACACUUGACGGCGCUCAAUUUGAAAGGAGUGUGGGUUAAAGAUGAACAUUUGCCGCUUUUCUAUCAGCUAAUAAAGAAUCUCACAAAUUUAACCUCUCUUAAUAUUCCAUAUAUGGCUAACGAUGAAGUGCUCAAGUAUAUAGGUGAACAUAACAAAGUGCUUAAAUUGCUCGAUGUGUCGGGUGAGACGGAUAUAACUGAGAUCGGGAUCGACGCUAUGCUGACUGGAAAUCCUCAGCUCACCCAAAGUCUGACUGUAGUUAACAUAGGAAUGUACGGCGAAGAGAACAUUGACCAUACUGAUGUUGCAUUAUUAAUAAGGCGAUUGCCUAACUUAACAAAUCUUGGUAGUUAUUCAUUCGUCGGGAAAUCAAUUUAUUAUAUAUACAACAACGAUUGUCCCCCAGGUUUCAAAACUAAACUACAAUACAUGCACGACGCGCGAACUAAUUUGAGAACGAUGAAAGCGAUAGUUGCUUUAUGUCCGAUGUUAGAGACAAUUUAUUUAGAGGAGCCUGAUCAAGGGGUACUUCAAUUGAUAAAGGACUUAAGUUACAUAAAUAAAAUUAAAUUAAACAAGUUCCAGUGUCACGAGCUACAUCAGUUGUUGGAUAAAAUAGGUUACAAAAUAAUAACACUUAUGUUGUCUGCGUCAUUAGGUUCAUUUAACUUUACUAGGAUAGCGGAGACUUGUGCCAACUUGGAAAGUUUAGAGUUCUAUCAGAUACAGACGGCAACGCACGAGGAAGAAGUUCCGUUUAAUAAAUUGGAGCAUAUUGAAAUAAUACACGGUAAUCUUUCGACGUCUUGCUUAAAGUAUUUGAUGACAGCGAGCCCUAAGUUAAAGAAGCUGAUCAUUGGAGAUGAAAUUCUUCUAGAUGAUAAUGACUUGUCACGAAUGCUACGUCGAUACAGAUUUGAACAUUUAGAAGCAAUAUGGUUUCCCAACGCACCGCGACUAACGUGUGACGCAGUGGAGAUGCUGAUCGAAUGCUGUCCUAAACUUCGAAGUCUGGGCGAACUGAGUGGAUGGAGAUUUACGCCUGACGAAAUGAUGCUUAUGAGAGCAAUCUACGUGAGCACGAACACAGACAUCGUGCUCUCCCCGCUUGGUAUAUUCCAACAGGGCAGUUAG